Molecule: messenger RNA, 846 nt
Organism: Insectozyma verbasci
Lineage: Eukaryota; Fungi; Ascomycota; Pichiomycetes; Serinales; Debaryomycetaceae
Source: the annotation of a GenBank genome assembly
AUGGAUUUUGUAGAUAGAGCUCCACUAUCAUUGGAUAAAGAUAGAGUAACGUGUUUAUUAUUAAUUAAUACUUAUUUAAUGAAAAAAUGCUUUAAUAUGUAUACUAAUAUUAUAACAAAUCAACAAUUUAUGCAACAAAUGUCUCAAGAACAAAGACAAGGUAUUACUUAUUCAUAUGGUAAUUGUAUUAAAAGAUUACAAUGUAAUUUAGCUACUUUAAACUAUAUUCAUGAAAAAUAUAAUUCACCAAAUAAUCAACAACAACUUCAAAAACAAUCAUUUCCUGUAAUGUUAUCUGCACCACAGGACAUGCCUGAAUUACAACAUUUAUAUUCAAAAUUACAAGAAUUAUACGCUGAUGCUGUUCAAUAUUUAAAACACAGAAUUGAAGAAAUGAGAAAACAACAAAUGUUAAAUCAAAAUCAACAAAUGAUGUCACAACCUCAAGGACCACAACAACAACAACAAAAUAUGACACCUCAAAAUAUGACUCCACAACAACAUCAACCAAAUAUGGGCCCUCCUCAAAGUAUACCUCCUCAAAAUAUACCUCCUCAAAAUAUUCCUCCUCAAAAUAUACCUCCUCAACAAAUGCCUCAAAUGCAACAACAACCACAAUCUCAACAAAUGGAUGAUAUGUUUAUGAAUGAUAAUUAUCCACAAAAUGAUUCAAUGCCUAGUUCAACGCAAGAUUAUCAAAAUUAUGAUAAUAAUAUGAAUAAUUAUAAUAAUCAAAAUAAUGGUAUAAAUUCAAUGUCUACAUUGUCACCGCAACAAAUAUUACAACAAGCUAAUGAAUCAAAAAGUACACCUUCGAUGACCCAUAUGGAUUUCGGUUUAUUUUGA